Mucor velutinosus is the source of this 1179-nucleotide messenger RNA. Its product is annotated as Pantothenate kinase. The transcript has 7 exons. The coding region runs from base 1 to 1179 and encodes 392 amino acids. Gene Ontology annotation, cellular component: nucleus; cytosol. Gene Ontology annotation, biological process: coenzyme A biosynthetic process. The record is from RefSeq and is a predicted model, not a curated record. NCBI's taxonomy places the organism in Eukaryota, Fungi, Mucoromycota, Mucoromycetes, Mucorales, Mucoraceae. Gene Ontology annotation, molecular function: ATP binding; pantothenate kinase activity.
AUGAACGUUGUAGGCGCCAGUGUUUCUGAGGCAUUUUAUGCUGCUCAUGAAACCAGAGAUAUCGUAUUACCAAAUCAAACAGAACACGUCUCUCAAAUUGCUGUGGAUAUUGGUGGAUCUCUGGCCAAAGUUAUUUAUUUUACACUAUCGGCAGACCGCAAAGGAGGCCGCCUUCAUUUCAAAAAGUUUGAAACUGAGAAAGUGGAUGAAUGCAUCGACUACAUAGUAGCAUUGCUCAAGGAUGCCCAACAUUACAAUGUGCAGCAUGUGUUGAAAGCGACGGGAGGAGGAGCCCAUCUGUAUUACGAUAGACUGGCAUCCAGACUGCCUGGUGUGGUGGUUCAAAAGGAGGACGAGAUGGAGUGCUUGAUCACCGGCCUUAGUUUCUUCAUUACAGAGAUACCCUAUGAAGUGUUCACCUACAACGAGCUGGAUGCUGAUCCUAUUCGAUUUGAGGAAAAGACCAAAGAUGUAUACCCAUAUAUGCUUGUAAAUAUUGGCUCAGGUGUCAGUAUUCUCAAGGUGGAUGGUCCUGGACCGAAAGAUUUCACUCGUAUUAGUGGAACCUCGCUGGGCGGUGGUACACUGUGGGGUUUAUUGUCCAUGCUGACAGAUGCUUCGUCUUUUGAUGACAUGUUGGAAAUCUCAAAGACGGGCGACAAUAAAAACGUGGAUUUGCUAGUUGGAGAUAUAUACGGUUCAGAUUACAGUAAAUUAGGGUUAAAGUCUUCACGGAUAGCCUCGAGUUUUGGCAAAGUAUUCAAAAAGGGCGCACGCCAAAACAAGGACAAUUUUGCAUCUGGAGACAUUGCCAAAAGCUUAUUGUUCAUGGUCAGUAACAACAUUGGCCAAAUUGCUUAUUUAAACGCACAGCAACAUGGUAUCAAGAGGAUUUACUUUGGUGGAUGUUUUAUUCGAGGCCACCCGAUCACCAUGAAUUCUCUGUCGUAUGCCAUCAAAUUCUGGUCAAAUGGAGACAUGAAAGCACUGUUUCUCCGUCAUGAGGGACAUUUAGGGGCGACGGGAGCAUUUUUAAAACAUCAACCUGUUCGUAAAGCAAGACACUCAUUUUCGUGUUCAGAGAACUACAAGCCCGAUGUAAGCAACAACACUGUGCUUGACGUUUUAGAGAAUUCAGACAACUUGGAGCUUCGUUCAGCAGAAGGCCAUGCAUUGUAA